Guillardia theta CCMP2712 is the source of this 762-nucleotide messenger RNA. RefSeq lists its product as hypothetical. Lineage: Eukaryota; Cryptophyceae; Pyrenomonadales; Geminigeraceae. The transcript is spliced from 3 exons. The record is from RefSeq and is a predicted model, not a curated record. Gene Ontology annotation, biological process: pentose-phosphate shunt, non-oxidative branch. The coding region runs from base 1 to 762 and encodes 253 amino acids. Gene Ontology annotation, molecular function: ribose-5-phosphate isomerase activity.
AUGGCCUUGUCGGGGACCGACCUGGCGAAGCAGCUUGCAGGGUACAAGUCAGUUGACGACCACGUCACCAGCGGGAUGGUGGUGGGCCUCGGCACGGGUUCGACUGCUUACUUCGCUGUUGAGAGAGUCGGGCAGAAGUUGGCGAGCGGGGAGCUCAAGGACAUCAUCUGCAUCCCUACCAGCGAGAGGACAAGGGAGCAGGCAGAGAGCCUCAAGAUCCCCCUCUGCACCCUCAACGAGAAGUCCGUCCUCGACGUCGCCAUCGACGGCGCUGACGCUGUCGACCCCAACCUCGCUCUUGUCAAGGGAGGAGGAGGAGCGCUCCUCCGCGAGAAGAUGGUGGAGGUCAUGGCCAAGAAGUUCGUCUGCAUUGUCGACGACUCCAAGCUCUGCAAGGGCCUUGGCCCCUCCUUUGCCCUCCCGGUUGAGAUCACUCCCUUCUGCCACAUGCACACCUUGAGGACUAUCGCCGCCCUCCCAGAGGUUGCUGGCUGCAAGGCCGAGCUCCGCCUGGGAAAUGUCGCCACCGGCGCCAAGAAGGACGGGGACAAGCCAGCUGUGACAGACAACGGCAACUACAUCGUCGACCUCUUCUUCGAGACUCCCAUCAAGGACGUUCGCGCGGCUGCCAAGGCGCUCAAGAACACAGUCGGAGUCGUCGAUCACGGACUGUUCGUCGACAUGACCUACCAGGUCAUCGUAGCUGGCAAGGACGGCAGCUGCAGGGUCGCUGGACAGGGAGGAGACAAGCCCUGGUGGUGA